AAUGUCACACGCUUCGGACAUAGCCAAGGAUGUCUCUCUACCCAGCACCCCAGCCAGAAUCUCCAGCCCAACCAGACCAAGUACCCCAGUGGAUAAUGUAGAGACGGCUAGUCCAGCGUCCCUACGCUUCUGGACCAUACCCAAGAUCGCAGCUGAACUCCGGAGACGAGGCAUACCAUACCCGGCCACUGCCCGCAAAGCGGAACUAUACCGCCUCCUGAACACUAACCCCGAAACCCCGCGACCAGGCACCAGCACACAGGCAAUCGACGGAAGCACGCCUGGACUUCAGGCCACGAUGUCCACUCUUCUUUUUUCAGUUAACAUCAUUAAUGAGAGACUGGAGAAACUUGAAAAUCAAGUGGCCAUAAUCAACCCAGCAGCUAUCCCCUCCAUGCUACCAGAGACUUUGCCUAAGCCGG
Messenger RNA from Pelobates cultripes (western spadefoot toad), 422 nucleotides. NCBI's taxonomy places the organism in Eukaryota, Metazoa, Chordata, Amphibia, Anura, Pelobatidae. The record is from the annotation of a GenBank genome assembly.